Molecule: messenger RNA, 813 nt
Organism: Miniopterus natalensis
Lineage: Eukaryota; Metazoa; Chordata; Mammalia; Chiroptera; Miniopteridae
Source: RefSeq, a predicted model, not a curated record
AUGUCGGCUGCCUUGCUGCGGCGGGGCCUGGAGCUGCUGGGGGCGCCCGAAGCCCCCCAGGCCGAGCCUGGCCAGGCCAAGCAGAGCGGGGCUCCGGGGAAGCGGGCCCGGAAGGCGAAGGCGACCCAGGCCGGGAAACUGAGGAACUCGGCCAAGGGAAAAGUGCCCAAGUCGGCGCUAGCCAAGUUCCAGAAGCAAGAGUGUCGAAGCUACCUUGGAGUGAACCUAAAGUUUAUGACCAGUGCAAGAAGCACCGUGCCUGAGUCCGUCACCCAGCAGAUUGUGCGCCAGAACCGGGGCCGCAAGGCCUGUGACCGGCCUAUGGCCAAGAAGAAGAAGAAGAAGGCCCAGGGCACCGUGUUCACUGAGGAAGACUUCCAGAAGUUCCAGCAGGAGUACUUUGGCAACUAGGCUCCCAGGAGGGCACAGUGGGAGAGGCACUCCCAGCUUCCUCCUCUGACCUCACAGCCACCCUGGCCCUAGGACUCUGCCAUGCGCAGAGCAGGCUGGGCUGAAGCAAGGAAGCCCUGGAACUGCAGCCAGGGGCAGGCUGGAGUGGAGGUGGUGAGCUGGAAGCCUGAGGGAGGAUUUAAACUCACACUGGAGGGGUACCCCGCAGACUUGGGAGUUAUCUUCCUGCCAGAAAGGAACAUUUCCCACUGUUCUUUUUGCUUUGGCCCAAGUAGGACCUCUUGGCUGUUUGCUGUGGAGAGACCAGUUACUGGGCCCUCGCGGCCACACCUCUAAGAGUAGGAGAGCUGCUGGGUUUGCUAAUAAAUGUGCACUCAGGAGCUGGGUGGGCUGCUGAUCUGA